Molecule: messenger RNA, 2898 nt
Organism: Gracilinanus agilis (Agile Gracile Mouse Opossum)
Lineage: Eukaryota; Metazoa; Chordata; Mammalia; Didelphimorphia; Didelphidae
Product: protein argonaute-3
Exons: 19
Molecular function (GO): protein binding; RNA binding
Source: RefSeq, a predicted model, not a curated record
AUAAGGAAAAAGGGGGUAGGAAUGGGGGAGGAUUUGAAAAUGUCAGUUCUGGGAGGAGUCAUUCGGAAUGAGAGAGGGACCCCAGGGGCUGAGGAUAUUUCUGAGGUGGAAGUGGUUGACUCAAUGGUUCAGCAUUUUAAAGUAACAAUAUUUGGAGACCGGAGACCAGUUUAUGAUGGUAAAAGAAGCCUCUAUACAGCCAAUCCACUUCCUGUAGCAACUACUGGGGUGGAUUUGGAUGUUACAUUGCCUGGAGAAGGUGGAAAAGAUCGUCCUUUCAAGGUGUCAAUAAAAUUUGUGUCUCGGGUGAGCUGGCAUCUGCUGCAUGAAGUUCUGACAGGACGGGCUUUACCUGAGCCAAUAGAACUAGACAAACCAAUCAGCACUAACCCUGUUCAUGCUGUCGAUGUGGUGCUACGACAUCUACCCUCCAUGAAGUAUACUCCUGUUGGUCGUUCCUUUUUUUCUGCUCCUGAAGGAUAUGAUCACCCUCUGGGAGGGGGCCGAGAAGUAUGGUUUGGAUUCCAUCAGUCUGUUCGACCUGCCAUGUGGAAAAUGAUGCUUAAUAUUGAUGUUUCUGCCACUGCCUUCUACAAAGCACAACCUGUAAUUCAGUUCAUGUGUGAAGUCCUUGACAUUCAUAAUAUUGAUGAACAGCCAAGACCUCUGACUGAUUCUCAUCGGGUAAAAUUCACCAAAGAGAUAAAGGGUCUGAAGGUUGAAGUGACUCAUUGUGGAACAAUGAGGCGGAAAUAUCGUGUUUGUAAUGUAACAAGAAGACCCGCCAGUCAUCAAACCUUUCCUUUACAGUUAGAAAAUGGCCAAACUGUAGAAAGGACAGUAGCACAAUAUUUCAGAGAGAAGUACAACCUCCAACUGAAGUAUCCUCACCUUCCCUGUCUACAAGUGGGACAGGAGCAGAAGCAUACUUAUCUGCCUCUGGAAGUCUGUAAUAUUGUAGCAGGACAACGGUGCAUUAAGAAGCUGACAGACAAUCAGACAUCCACCAUGAUCAAAGCAACAGCAAGAUCUGCUCCCGACAGACAAGAGGAAAUUAGCAGAUUGGUGAGAAGUGCAAAUUAUGAUGCUGACCCAUUUGUUCAGGAGUUUCAGUUUAAAGUUCGAGAUGAAAUGGCCCAUGUAACGGGACGUGUACUCCCAGCUCCUAUGCUGCAGUACGGAGGACGGAAUCGAACAGUAGCAACUCCAAGCCAUGGAGUAUGGGACAUGAGAGGGAAACAGUUCCACACAGGUGUUGAGAUCAAAAUGUGGGCUAUAGCUUGUUUUGCAACUCAGAGGCAGUGCCGAGAAGAAAUAUUAAAGGGUUUCACAGACCAGCUCCGUAAGAUUUCCAAGGAUGCAGGGAUGCCCAUCCAGGGCCAGCCUUGUUUUUGUAAAUAUGCACAGGGUGCAGACAGUGUGGAGCCUAUGUUCCGGCAUCUCAAGAACACCUACUCAGGACUGCAGCUCAUCAUUGUUAUCCUACCCGGAAAGACACCUGUAUAUGCGGAAGUGAAGAGAGUAGGAGACACACUUUUGGGAAUGGCUACUCAGUGUGUUCAAGUCAAGAAUGUUAUAAAAACUUCUCCUCAGACCCUCUCAAACCUGUGCCUAAAGAUUAAUGUUAAACUAGGAGGAAUCAAUAAUAUCCUUGUACCUCAUCAAAGACCUUCUGUGUUCCAACAACCAGUGAUCUUUUUGGGAGCUGAUGUCACUCAUCCACCUGCUGGUGAUGGGAAAAAACCUUCAAUUGCUGCUGUUGUAGGCAGUAUGGAUGCCCACCCAAGCAGAUAUUGUGCCACAGUAAGAGUUCAAAGACCUCGACAGGAGAUCAUCCAAGAUUUGGCCUCCAUGGUCAGGGAACUUCUCAUCCAGUUCUAUAAGUCAACUCGGUUCAAGCCCACUCGCAUCAUCUUUUAUCGGGAUGGUGUUUCUGAGGGCCAAUUUCGCCAGGUGUUAUAUUAUGAGCUGCUUGCAAUUCGAGAAGCCUGUAUCAGCUUGGAGAAGGACUACCAGCCUGGCAUCACCUACAUUGUGGUGCAGAAACGCCACCACACACGGCUAUUUUGUGCUGACAGAACCGAAAGGGUUGGAAGAAGUGGAAACAUCCCAGCUGGAACAACAGUAGAUACAGAUAUUACUCACCCAUAUGAGUUUGAUUUUUACCUCUGUAGUCAUGCUGGAAUACAGGGUACCAGCCGUCCCUCACACUAUCAUGUUUUGUGGGAUGAUAACUGUUUUACUGCGGAUGAACUUCAGCUGCUAACUUACCAACUCUGCCACACGUAUGUGCGUUGCACUCGAUCUGUUUCGAUACCUGCACCAGCAUAUUAUGCUCACCUGGUAGCAUUCAGAGCCAGAUAUCACCUUGUGGACAAAGAACAUGACAGUGCUGAAGGAAGUCAUGUUUCAGGACAGAGCAAUGGUAGAGAUCCACAAGCUCUUGCCAAGGCUGUACAGAUUCACCAAGACACCUUACGCACAAUGUACUUUGCUUAAAAAAAUGGAGUCCAAGUAUAUUCUUUGAGGGAAAAACUGAAAAUGAAUUCACAUACAACGUAUGUUUCCAAUGGGGUCAGUUGAAAGGGCAUGCACGCCUCCAGCCAUAGGGAGGCCAACACUAUGUGGGGGCCAGGGGCUUAUCCUCAAAUUGAUGCUCGGAAGAUUGUUUACUUCAUCAAGGAACAUAGCUCUAUUAUGCAAUAUGAAACCAGCCAACUGCUUUUUGUGCGGUCUCCCGAAGGAAGUAUCGCAAUCCAUUUUUUUCUUGUAGUUAAACCCUUCUAAUGCCUUUACCUCAAGUUGUUUGGCAGCACAACUAUCUUUGCAAAAAAGAAAAAAUUAUGGUUUAACAAAUAUAUACCUACAGGAAUAAUCAAAAUAAUUGUUCAAAACAAG